GGGACCACAAGCUCAUGUUUCUGUACAAGCUGGACCUUCUUCGUCGAAAGGCGGGAAGAAGAAAAAGCAAGUGCAGAAAAAGAGUGGUGGAACCAGUGGGAGCAGUGGGAGUGGUGGGAGCAAAGCAGUAGCGCCUUCUGGUGGCGUGGUGAAGCCGAAAGGCAAGUGCUUCAAGUGCAACAAGACAGGACAUUGGAAGUCAGAUUGUCUCCUCAAGGACGCUCCUAGUACGUCUCUUGCUUUAGUUGUCGAAACAUGCUUUGCGGCUUGUUCUACCAGUUCUUGGGUAGUAGAUACAGGAUCCACUGAUCAUGUUUGUUAUACUUUGCAGGGGUUUCUGCAAAGAAGGCAGCACAGUGAGGGCGAGAUUACCAUCAGCUUGGGCAACGCUGCACGAGUGGCGGUGGUUGCAGUGGGAGAUGUGCACUUGUCUUUUUCUGAUUCUAUUUUAGUAUUAAAGAACGUUUUGUACUUCUCAGGACAGGGAGACCCCCGUAUCGUUGAUGAAUGGAUUCAGGGGUUGGAGUUCAUCUUUGAGGUCAUGGAAUGCCCCGAUAGAUAUCGCGUAGUUUGCGCUCAGCUUCAGCUCACUGGUGAUGCAAGGCUCUGGUGGAACGCCUACUGGAGCAUGCGUCCCGGUGAAAAGGCGGGUUGUACAUGGGACAUGUUCAAGAAUCUAGUCCGCGACAAGUACUACCCUUCCUACUAUCGGGCAGAGAUGGAGCGCCAGUUCUUAGCGCUUCAGCAGGGCACUCGUACUGUCGAUGAGUACGAGCGAGAGUUCACCAGACUAGCAGGUUUCGCACCAGAUCUUGUUCGCACGGAGGCCCAGAGAGCGCAGCGGUUCAUUGACGGACUUUACCCAGCAGUCCGUCAUAACAUU
Molecule: messenger RNA, 883 nt
Organism: Striga hermonthica
Lineage: Eukaryota; Viridiplantae; Streptophyta; Magnoliopsida; Lamiales; Orobanchaceae
Source: the annotation of a GenBank genome assembly